Messenger RNA from Suillus plorans, 500 nucleotides. RefSeq lists its product as uncharacterized. Lineage: Eukaryota; Fungi; Basidiomycota; Agaricomycetes; Boletales; Suillaceae. The transcript has 4 exons. Bases 128 to 349 code for a protein of 73 amino acids. The record is from RefSeq and is a predicted model, not a curated record.
AAAAUGAACUCAGCUACCAACGUUCAACUACUGUGCUCAGUUGGACUUUGAAUGCUUUUGUACGCUACAAAGAUACUUCGACCCUUUUCACCCGCUCCAAAACGUCUAAUUGCCAACUUGCCUUCCAAUGUAUGGAGUUUGCACCCCGAAAGAAUUGGUACGGCUGUUGGAGACGGCUUGUGUAGGGUGUCUGGUUUUGACUAGCUUGUUCAUGCGUCUGCUGACCUCGAGCGUAGCACCAUUAUGGUUUCAAAUAUUCUCGCACCUCUCAGCACCAUCGGAAUUAGAGCCACGUACGCUCCCUGUGCACAAAGGGGUGCUUGUUCGUCCAUACGUUUCCCAGUCUUGAACACUCCUCCCCUGGUCCCUGUCGUGGUAUUCGAUUGAUUGUUGGUCCACGUCUAGACCUAUACUUGCCCCGAGCCCACCCAAGAACGAUCAGUCCAUCUGUCAUGUAUUUCGACGCUCGAGUGAUCAGCGAUGAUGGCAUUAACAGUUGA